Messenger RNA from Sporothrix brasiliensis 5110, 996 nucleotides. RefSeq names its product malate dehydrogenase. Bases 1 to 996 code for a protein of 331 amino acids. The transcript is spliced from 6 exons. Gene Ontology annotation, biological process: tricarboxylic acid cycle; malate metabolic process. Gene Ontology annotation, molecular function: L-malate dehydrogenase (NAD+) activity. Lineage: Eukaryota; Fungi; Ascomycota; Sordariomycetes; Ophiostomatales; Ophiostomataceae. Gene Ontology annotation, cellular component: cytoplasm. The record is from RefSeq and is a predicted model, not a curated record.
AUGGUCAAGGCCGUUGUUGCUGGCGCCUCUGGCGGUAUCGGACAGCCCCUGUCGCUGCUCCUGAAGUUGUGCCCGCUCGUCGACGAGCUUGCUCUGUACGAUGUCGUCAACACCCCUGGUGUUGCCGCUGAUCUGUCGCACAUUUCUUCCAACGCUAAGAUUGCUGGCUUCCUGCCCGCCAACGACGGCGCCAAGACCGCCUUCAAGGAUGCCGACAUCAUUGUCAUCCCGGCUGGUAUUCCCCGCAAGCCCGGCAUGACUCGUGACGAUCUCUUCAACAUCAACGCCGGUAUUGUCAAGGGCCUCAUUGAGGUCGCCGCUGAGGUCGCCCCGAAGGCCUUCAUCCUCGUCAUCUCCAACCCCGUCAACUCCACGGUUCCUAUCUCCGCCGAGGUCCUCAAGGCCGCCGGUGUCUUUAACCCGCAGCGCCUGUUCGGCGUUACUACUCUCGAUAUUGUCCGCGCCGAGACUUUCGUUGCGGAGAUCGCCGGCAAGGCUAACCCCCAGGAGCUGACCGUCCCCGUCAUCGGUGGCCACUCUGGGGAGACCAUUGUUCCCCUCUUCAGCCAGGUCAAGCCCUCCGUCAGCAUCCCCGCCGACAAGUACGAUGCGCUCGUCAACCGUGUCCAGUUCGGUGGCGAUGAGGUCGUCAAGGCCAAGGACGGUGCUGGCUCUGCCACCCUUUCCAUGGCCUACGCCGGCUACCGCUUUGCUGAGAAGCUGCUGAAGGCUGUCAAGGGCGCCAAGGGCCUUGUCGAGCCCAGCUACGUCUACCUCCCCGGUGUUCCGGGCGGCGAGGAGAUUGCUAAGAAGACCGGUGUCGACUUCUUCUCGGUCCCCAUCGAGCUUGGCCCCAACGGUGCCGAGAAGGCCGUCGACGUUCUCGGCGAUAUCACCGAUCAGGAGAAGAAGCUGCUGGACAAGGCCGUCAGUGGCCUGAAGGACAACAUCCAGAAGGGUGUCACGUUCGCCAACAAGCCUCCCGCACAAAAGUGA